CUCCACUUUUGACGCGAGUUAGCGCCAUGUUUGUGGUUAGUCGCUCACUCUCUAUAGGCGUUUGUAGCGCUGCUGCGGCCUGCGCGUAUUGUGUUUGUUCCAAUCUAUAUAAUAACACUCCCAAUUCACUUGCUUCGACGCGUCCAUUCUUAUAUUCUUCCACACUUAUUCACUCAACCUUCAACCCUUAUAUCUCACGAAUCAACCAAUUAACAUCCUUCUUAAGACAAUUUCUUCCUCCGCGGAAUUGUAUUGGUCUACGAUACUUUCCACUUGACCAUAAACAAUGCCUCCCAAGUACCGAUUGUCGGAAUACCAAAAGAUUCGAAGGGAUGUUUUCCCCGCUGGAAAGUUCUCGGAUGAGAUUCCGGAGACAAGUUCCUCAGACAAUGAACAAAUCACGAAAGAUCGCGUACCAAAGCCGAAGGUCCUGAAAAAGUCGCAAAAGGAACAGAAGCCUGAGGCACAAUUAACUUCAGGUUCUCACGUAUCCGAGACUGUGAAGGAGUCGUUACCAUCACUGGCUGCGUCGGACAAAAAUGACAUCCCCCCGAUCUUUCCCUUUCGGAGUACUCAGACAGCAACCGAGACGCCAUCACUUUACUCUCGGACGUUCCGCACAAAACCAACGGAGUCUUCGUUUCUUGGUGCUCGCCACAAUCAACAAGUUGCAGCCGUACCUGGUGCUUGGAACAGCUUUGAACCGAGUCCCGACGAUGCAUCGACAUUUGCAGAUGACAAUCUGUACAAUUCUAGGCUUGUACGUAACUCUUGCAAGACAAAUUUUCAGCUUGCACAGCAGACUCCUCUUCCGACUGGUUCAUGGACCGAUCAUUCAAACGAUGACGAGGACACUGCGACAGUGGUAGAUGAAGAGAUGUACGAUGCCGAACUAGCACGUACUACGUCGGGAUCAGACACGAAUACGCAUGACCAUGCAAAUCCCCAGAACGUCUCAGGUCUACACCCAUCUGGGAAUCCGCAAGAACGCAUCACCUAUGGGUUCUCAUACACCACCUCAUUCGGGAGCGACGCCCCAGCAAACGCUUCUACCCCCCAAUCAUCCUUUCAACAACAUUCACAGCUGAACAACCCCAGCACCUCCCAAAACCCAUACUUCACCCCACAGCCAUCUUUCCAACAGAACCCACAACUCAUCAACACCAACACUUCUUUCAAGGACAUACUUGUCCUUCGCCAAAUGGCGGGUUACUCCUUUCACGCACCCUCCAAGACACUCCUCCCGUGCACCCGUGCCUCCAUCGGCGACACCAUGCAGCUCCGACGCCAGGCUGAAAAGUUGUCUGAGUAUGAUGAGAGCGAGGCAGUGUUCGAUGCGCUCGGUAAUAGAAUUGAGCGCAUGGUUAGCGACCGUCUACCAUCCGGCGCUAGAUCCGGUUCUACCUCCUCGUCCACUUCCGCCUCCACCUCUACCUCCAUAUCUGUCUCCCGGUCGGAUUCUAGCGCCAACCCUACCCAGAACCGAGCUGCGAAAGUAAAGGCUCGGAAGGUCAAAAAGGCGGCCGUGAGGAAAGCGCAGGCUCAGGCCAAAGAAGGGAGCGUAGAUGUCGAGAAGGUCGUGAUUGAGUCUGCGAAGAAAUUGCGCGACUGGCUCGAGGCGCAUCUGGAUGAGCGUGUGGAAUUGGGUGAAGCGCGGGGCUGGUUGGAGCACGAGGUGGAGUGGGCGAACUGGUUCGUCGAGGCUGCCGAGAAGGGUGUUCUGCAUUUAAAAGUGCUGGGAUGCCAAUGCAAACCGAGCUGGGAGGACAGCAUCGGGGAGCACAGGAUUGGCAAUUAG
Messenger RNA from Periconia digitata, 1798 nucleotides. Lineage: Eukaryota; Fungi; Ascomycota; Dothideomycetes; Pleosporales; Periconiaceae. The record is from the annotation of a GenBank genome assembly.